Patella vulgata (common limpet) is the source of this 976-nucleotide messenger RNA. Its product is annotated as synaptonemal complex protein 3. Gene Ontology annotation, cellular component: synaptonemal complex. The transcript has 7 exons. Gene Ontology annotation, biological process: spermatid development; meiotic cell cycle. The record is from RefSeq and is a predicted model, not a curated record. The annotation marks the transcript as partial. NCBI's taxonomy places the organism in Eukaryota, Metazoa, Mollusca, Gastropoda, Patellidae.
GACUUGCCACGACAAAAUAGUGGCCAAAAGUCGUGCAAGUGUCAGCCUGGCUUAAGCUUAAGCUUAACCUUGUUGAUUUCAGAUGGAGAAACACCGAUUGUUGCCAGAGGAGGUGGUAAGAAAAGACCUUUACCAGACGAAGAAGGACAUUCUGGAGACUUUGGAUCAGAAAUGCAAAAAAUGUUGGAAUGCUUUGGAGCUGAUAUCAGCAAGACACUAAUUUCUAAGAGAAAACGAUUGGAGCAAUUAACACAUAACACUCUGAGAAGCAGUAAUAAAAAAGUUGAAGAUAUAUGGAAAGCUCAACAAACCGAAAGAGUAAAGUUACAAGAGGAAUAUUAUAAACAAAUUGGGACCGUGUUUUCACAGUGGGAAGUGGAUAUUGAUAAAACAAGAGACCAAGAAGAAAAACUAACGGUUUUAUUUAAACAACAACAAAAGUUAUUUCAACAAGCACGAAUUGUACAGGGACAGAGAUUGAAGACAAUUAGACAGCUACAGGAACAAUUUUCUAAGGGAAUGGAUGAAUUAGACAAAUGCCACCUUACUCAACAAUCCUCCGUUCAGUCGGAACUCAAGAAAGAAAUGGGUCUUCUUCAAAAGAAAAUUCUCAUGGAUACUCAACAACAAGAAAUGGCUAAUGUAAGAAAGUCUCUUCAGACUAUGCUUUUCUAAACUGAAAAGCAUUACAAGGAAUGCCAAUAGAAGGAAAAAACAUCACAAUCUCGAGUACCUAUAUAUACGACAUUUUUGUCAGUUGUAUUAUAAGAGGAACCGUACGUCACGCCAGCGUUUAUUAGAGGCAUGAUACGUUGUAUAACAAAAUCUUUCAACUGUUCGAACAAACUGGAGGCAUGACAUAUUUUAUCUUCUCCAAUAUCCGUAACCCGACACAUCUUAUGGAAGAGCUAGUGUAUAAAACUAGAAGCCAAAUGGGUUUGUUGAUGUGUUUUCUUUACACAUGUGGUAGUAUAUU